AAGGGAACCAAGGCACAUGAAUAUUUGGUAACAUUGCGUGGACUGAGAUUUCAGAGAAGAAACCCAUUGGAGAUUUCGAAGGCCAUCAAAAUUCACCAAACCCAAUAAAGUAUUAAACCCUCAACCAACCAAGAAAAAAAAAAAAAGGAAAAAUAAAAAAAAGCGAGAGAAAGAAAACUUUAUCAAUCCUUUGUUCUACUCUCGUACUUAUUCGUAGAUCACACCCAAAAUAUCGGUCUCCCAGUUUGUCAUAGCUAUUUAUAGAUCACCGAUCGCCACCCAGAUAUCAAUAUUUUAUGGUCUUGAUCGUGGCAGGGUCAAAACCAAAGCUUUUGAAAAUAAAUUCAAAGGUUGUUAAGGUGUUGGCUUUCCCUUCUCGACUCUAGGCUGAGUGGUCUCUUUGAAACUAUAUAUAUUCUCUGAUCGUUUUUUCGCGUUUCUGCAAGAUACCCAGAAAACCCAGUUGGAUUUUCCUUUGAAAAUUCUAUCUUUUACGCCAUGAUUUGCUCUGUGAAACAAUCUGUCACGACGACGAUUAAUGGGUCCGAUUUGUUUCUCCGAAAAAGGUCGCCGGCGGCGUCGAUUAGGCGAUCCUCGCUGCUUUUACCGGCUCUGCAUAAACCGGAGCGACUGACCUUAUCGGUUUCGAAGCCUUUGCAUGUGUCAUCGGUUGAGAAUCUGAGUUUAAGAGCUCGGAGAGAUUCGAUCAAGUGCGAGGCUUACGAGGCGGCGGACCAAUCGAAGCCGGUGGAGCCGGAGGGGAAAGCGGCGGCAGCGCAGAAGGUGAAGAUCGGUGUGUAUUUCGCAACGUGGUGGGCUCUGAACGUUGUGUUCAACAUAUACAACAAGAAGGUUCUGAAUGCGUUCCCGUACCCGUGGCUGACCUCGACGCUCUCGCUUGCAUGUGGGUCUCUCAUGAUGCUGGUGUCUUGGACCACGAGGAUCGCCGAGGCUCCCAAGACCGACCUUGACUUCUGGAAGGCUUUGUUUCCGGUUGCCGUGGCACAUACAAUUGGACAUGUUGCAGCUACUGUGAGUAUGUCAAAGGUUGCAGUUUCAUUCACCCACAUCAUCAAGAGUGGUGAGCCUGCUUUCAGUGUAUUGGUUUCAAGGUUCCUGUUGGGUGAGAGCUUCCCGGUGCCAGUUUACCUGUCCCUCCUUCCAAUUAUCGGUGGUUGCGCUCUUGCUGCUGUCACUGAGCUCAACUUCAACAUGACUGGUUUUAUGGGGGCAAUGAUAUCAAACUUGGCAUUUGUCUUCCGGAACAUAUUCUCAAAGAAGGGCAUGAAGGGGAAGUCCGUUAGCGGAAUGAACUAUUAUGCUUGUCUGUCUAUGUUGUCCCUUCUAAUUCUCACACCAUUUGCUAUUGCCGUGGAGGGACCGAAGAUGUGGGCUGCUGGUUGGCAAACAGCCAUCUCACAAAUUGGACCCCAGUUCGUAUGGUGGGUGGCAGCCCAGAGUGUGUUCUAUCAUCUCUACAACCAGGUGUCAUACAUGUCCCUGGAUGAGAUCUCUCCCUUGACAUUUAGCAUCGGAAACACCAUGAAAAGGAUAUCUGUCAUAGUCUCCUCGAUCAUCAUCUUCCACACGCCAGUCCAGCCCAUCAACGCUCUUGGUGCUGCCAUUGCUGUUGCUGGAACCUUCAUCUAUUCCCAGGCAAAGCAGUAAGAAGGCCAGGGUUCAAAGUUUUAGAUUUGUUAUGUAGGAGAUCAAGAUCUGGUCCCCCAGAGUGAUGAUAAAAUAGGAAUUGCUUUCAGAGUUGAUGACUGCUGGAUUUUUAUUCAGAUGAACCAACCAGCUUGUCUUGGUGUAGAUAAUAAAUAAUAGUUUUUCUAGAGAGCAUUAUUCCUGUUAUACGGAUAUUACCACAAGGUUGGUUGCUGAGUUUUUUCUACUAAUAAACAAGGGUAAUGCCUCGGACCUUGUCUGUUUUGAGAAACAGCUAUUAUAAUUUCCAAGUCCAUUUAUUGCCA
Molecule: messenger RNA, 1973 nt
Organism: Corylus avellana
Lineage: Eukaryota; Viridiplantae; Streptophyta; Magnoliopsida; Fagales; Betulaceae
Gene: GPT1
Product: glucose 6-phosphate/phosphate translocator 1
Biological process (GO): transmembrane transport
Cellular component (GO): membrane
Molecular function (GO): transmembrane transporter activity
Source: RefSeq, a predicted model, not a curated record